This is a messenger RNA of Ruditapes philippinarum (Manila clam), 693 nucleotides long. RefSeq names its product follistatin-related protein 3-like. Bases 133 to 678 code for a protein of 181 amino acids. The record is from RefSeq and is a predicted model, not a curated record. Gene Ontology annotation, molecular function: protein binding. The transcript has 4 exons. NCBI's taxonomy places the organism in Eukaryota, Metazoa, Mollusca, Bivalvia, Venerida, Veneridae.
UCUUUAAUUCUAUUUUUAGAUUAUUUAUAUGAUAUUACAUAAGAAGUGGUCAACUUUUCGUCCAAAGCUGACCAAAUUAUCAGUAAAUCAAGUCGCUCGUCAAUUAAAAGGCUGUUUUUUUCUUCUUGUAAAAUGGAUUAUUCCUUUCUUUGUAUACUUUCCUGCUUGGGCAUCGCAACUGGCAAUAUCCGGCAAGUUCUGAUUCCAGGAGGCGGUGGUCCUGUAUCCUCUUAUUAUGGUCAACAUUGUGACGUCAUUUGUGACGAAGAAACGCACGCUGCAACAUCAGCAUGUGCAACUAAUGGCAUAUUGUACAAAUCACAAUGUGAGUACAGAAAUGCCCAGUGUAAGGCAAUAAAAAGUGGCGAUCUUUUGAGUAUAGUUAGUUAUGGCGCAUGCGUUACAUUAGAGACACCAUGUGAUGUUGUGAUGCAAACGAAAUGUAUACCUCAUCAAAUCUCUGCCAUCACUGGGACUAGCGAUGGAUUUGAAGCAAUUUGUGGCUCAAAUAAUAGGACAUAUGAUAGUACAUGUGAAUUCCGUGCAGCUCAGUGUCAACACGAACAAAUGAAGUAUGACCCACUGACUGUAGCACACACUGGCGAAUGUCAAAUUGAUCCAUCAAACUUAGUCAUGGUCAUUUAUCUCUUUCUCUUUAUUUUUCAUUUUUUGAUUUGACAAAAAUAUUUCAUG